Molecule: messenger RNA, 267 nt
Organism: Symbiodinium sp. CCMP2456
Lineage: Eukaryota; Dinophyceae; Suessiales; Symbiodiniaceae
Source: the annotation of a GenBank genome assembly
GCAGCUGGCUGCUGCUGGCGGCUUUGCUGUUCCGGCGUGCAUUGCUCGGCGCCGCGGGCGGCGGCCUACUUCUUCCUGUGCACGCGGCUUUCGGGGAGGAGCGUCUUUGUCCAUCUGGCGCUUUGGUUCACCUUCAGGGCACCACAGGUGAUGUUUUCGUCCUCGGCGUGACGCACCUUAGCAACAAGUCCGCCGAGGUCGUGCGCAGCGUGGUGCAGAGGGCGGCCCCCGACUUGGUUAUGGUCGAGUUGGACGCGAGCCGAGUAG